Silurus meridionalis is the source of this 6630-nucleotide messenger RNA. RefSeq names its product RAR-related orphan receptor A, paralog a (gene roraa). NCBI's taxonomy places the organism in Eukaryota, Metazoa, Chordata, Actinopteri, Siluriformes, Siluridae. Gene Ontology annotation, molecular function: zinc ion binding; nuclear receptor activity; RNA polymerase II cis-regulatory region sequence-specific DNA binding. Gene Ontology annotation, biological process: regulation of transcription by RNA polymerase II. The record is from RefSeq and is a predicted model, not a curated record. The coding region runs from base 287 to 1846 and encodes 519 amino acids. Gene Ontology annotation, cellular component: nucleus. The transcript is spliced from 11 exons.
AUCCAUUCAUCGGCUAUUGACAGCCUCUCCCUUUCCCGGUGCUGCUGCUGCUGAAGGAGCUCUCUCUAGCGCUGCCAGUGGACAAUCAGACCCACGCACCCUCCUGCUUUCACUCGCCUUCUUUCUUUUUUUUUUUUUUUUUUUUUUAAACAAUUCUUACUUCAGCUGUAAAUUUACCCAGCCAGACGAAGCGUCUCAGCACGAAAUCUCAACGCGACGGCUCGUGAUAUAGCAAGCGGUAAAUAAAAAAUAUUAGAUUUUUUUAAAAAGCAUUCUGAAAUACAACAUGGAGUCGCCUCCUGAUCCGACGAGCGAGCCGGGUAAGAGCGCCUCCGAGGCGGCGAGCGCGGUCAGGGAGAGCCCGCUGAACCUGGACGCUCUGCGGAAAGCCGAGCACCAAGCGCCGGUGCGCAGACACAGCUGUUCCAGCACCAACAGAGGUAUUUCAGUAACAAAGAAGACGCAUACUUCUCAAAUUGAAAUUAUUCCCUGCAAGAUCUGUGGAGACAAAUCAUCAGGCAUCCAUUACGGUGUGAUAACAUGUGAGGGCUGUAAGGGUUUCUUCAGGAGGAGUCAGCAGAGCAAUGCGGCAUAUUCGUGCCCACGUCAAAAGAACUGCCUGAUCGACCGUACCAGCCGAAACCGCUGCCAGCACUGCAGGCUGCAGAAGUGUCUGGCCGUUGGCAUGUCACGGGACGCUGUGAAGUUCGGGCGCAUGUCAAAGAAGCAGCGGGACAGCCUGUAUGCUGAGGUGCAGAAGCACCGUCUCCAGCAGCAACAGAGAGAGCAGCAGCAGCAGCCCGGCGAAGCCGAGCCACUUACACCCACCUACGGGCUUUCAGCAAACGGCCUCACCGAGCUGCAUGACGAGCUGACCGGCUACAUGGACGGCCACACGACCGAAGGCACCAAGCCUGACUCGGGCGUCAGCAGCUUCUACCUGGACAUCCAGCCCUCGCCCGAUCAGUCCGGCCUGGACAUUAACGGCAUCAAGCCAGAGCCCAUAUGUGACUUCACGCCAGCCUCAGGCUUCUUCCCAUACUGCUCCUUUAGCAACGGCGAGACCUCCCCCACUGUCUCCAUGGCCGAGCUAGAGCAUCUGGCCCAGAAUAUCUCCAAGUCCCACAUGGAGACAUGUCAGUAUCUGAGAGAAGAGCUACAGCAGAUGACCUGGCAGGCCUUCCUGCAGGAGGAGAUGGAAAGCUACCAGAACAAGCCCAGAGAAGUCAUGUGGCAGUUGUGUGCCAUUAAAAUCACAGAGGCCAUCCAGUACGUGGUGGAGUUUGCCAAGCGUAUCGAUGGCUUUAUGGAGCUCUGUCAGAAUGAUCAGAUUGUGCUGCUCAAAGCAGGUUCUUUGGAGGUGGUGUUUGUCAGAAUGUGUCGUGCCUUUGACCCUCAAAACAACACAGUCUUUUUUGACGGAAAAUAUGCCGGCCCUGAUGUGUUUAAAUCAUUAGGUUGUGAUGACUUGAUCAGCUCCAUCUUUGAGUUUGGGAAAAACUUGUGUUCUAUGCACCUGUCUGAGGAUGAGCUCGCCCUGUUCUCAGCGUUUGUGUUGAUGUCUGCAGACCGUUCAUGGCUCCAAGAGAAAGUGAAGGUGGAGAAGCUACAGCAGAAGAUCCAGCUGGCCCUUCAGCACGUCCUGCAGAAGAAUCACAGAGAGGAUGGCAUACUAACAAAGUUAAUAUGCAAAGUGUCGACCCUGCGGGCGCUGUGCAGCAGGCAUACAGAGAAGCUGACCGCUUUCAAAGCAAUAUACCCGGACAUUGUACGUACCCACUUCCCGCCCUUGUACAAGGAGCUCUUCGGAUCAGACUUUGAGCAGUCCAUGCCUGUGGACGGGUAGCGGCCCCUUCGUCCGCCCCACUCUGAGGGGCCACAAACACCGUGGGGAAUGUCGAGCAUGAAUCUAAGACACUUUACCAGUGCCCUGCACAUACACACCUACACACACAGACACACACACACACACACAGAUGCACACACACACACACGACACAAACACAAAACAGGACAGCUAACCUGCUGCACACACUUUUAUUUUCCUUUGGGGGGAACAGCAAGAUGACUUUUAUUUGGAGGGUUGAUUUUGCGAGGUUUAUUCCCUCCUUUUUUGACACAAGUGGGAUUGGGAGGGCCCAAGGGGAAGGAUGAGGAGAUGGGGAUGCUUGUUUUCUCUCUCUCUCUCUCUCUCUCUCUCUCUCUCUCUCUGUCUCUCUGUCUUUCUCUCUCUCUCUCUCUCUCUCUCUCUCUCUCUCUCUCUCUCUCUCUCUCUCUCUGUCUUUCUCACUCUCUCUCCGACUCAAUCUGAAGCACUCAUGCAUACGAUUCCAGAAUGGUCCCAUGAUGAUUGCUUAAUGAUCACCAGAAAUGGUGUUUCCUGCUAAACAUCUUAUUGUAUCAAACCUCUAAAUACAGCAGAGCAGCCAGACAUUCAUUUCAACUGUCCCAGAAAAUAUUUAGUUUGGUUUAAUUAAAAAAGAAAUAGUUUUAUUUAAGUUACAAUAAUAAGAAUUCAGUCAUUAGUCAUUACUUAUUAUAUCCUCCAAGUUCCUCCAUCGACACCACCACCACCCACCCUCCCAAAAAAAAAAAGAAAGAAAACAUACAUGGCCGGUUCUCUCUACUCUUUCUGACUUUUGCUGGGAAGCUGCUGCUCAGAACGCAAACCAGCACCAAAAUAGGGAGAGCCAAAUGAUGAUAGAGGGAAGGUGAAAGGGAGAGAGAAUGAGCGAAAGAGCAAGCAUGGGGCACAUGGAACGGAUCCGUCUGCAUGAGGUGGUACAAAACCGACACCUUCCUAAGGACAAUCGUUUAAAAAAAAAAAAAAAAGAGAGAGAAAGAUGAAAAAAUUAGUAGAAUUCUGGUAAUUCUAGUUUUAAAAAAAUGCAAUUACUUUAGCUGUCGAGCACUUCAUCCACCGUGGUUGCUUAGUGACAUCAUAUAAGGCCAUCUGCUAUUAAAUCCUUUUUCUGGACAGAUUAUGGCAGUUUAACUGAGCACACCGCCACAAAGCAAGGGUCCAUUCCACCUGUUUUCUAAUGUGCUACAGGGUAUACGGUCAUAAGUACUUACUAUACAGAAAAGAAAAGUAAUGUUUAUAGAAUCUAUUUUAAAUAACAUGUAUAAUAUUAGUAGCUAGACUAUUCCUAAUUGUCAAAAAUUGAUAAGGCACUUUUAUUUGCACCUUUCUUUAAUUUAAGACUUGUAUAUUUACCUAGUGAUGUGUUGCAUGUGCAAACAGAAAUACAAGCGAAAAACCACCAACUCACAGAGGCUAUGUUGGAAGCUCCUACAGGUGUGUGUGUGUGUGUUUGUGUGUGUGUGUGUGUGAGAGAGAGCGAGAGUGCGUAAGGAGAAGAUCGAUGCUGGGUAAAGGCUGACAGAGAGGUGUGUAGUGUUACAUCAGGCUUUUGCGGCUCAGAUCUGUUUUAGCGCUUUACAGUCUGAGAAGUGAGGGCCAGGCUGAAAAUUAUCCUAGAUCAUUAUGCCAAUCAACACUGCCAAUCCACGCCUCACCAUGUCUAAACCCGGCGUGACAAAAUGGGAAGACAUGUUAGCAGGCUUGAUUUUCUCUUUUAGGUGUAAUGCCUAUUUUCAGCGCACACCAAUGUAAAGCACAAUAGUUACAUCAUUUCCUUUAAACUGUGUGGCAAGCAGGCACUGGGGUUUAGAAUAAUGAAUCAUCUUUGUGCCUCAGGUUUAGGAGCUAGUCAACAGUUCCAUCUAGUGGUGGAGCUCGUACAACAUCUCUCAGUAUCUUCACAUGCAGCUCGAGACAUGCCUGUUUAAUUCGGCCCCUAUCUGCUUCUAUAGAACAGAGAUUUGCUUUGGGUUUAGGAUUUAGUUUUGUACAGCCUCACUGUAACAGCCUUUGCCCAGUUGUACUGGUAGUAAGGAGACCGUUAAAAAAUCAGAAAAAAAAAAUAUUCAAAGCCUUGUCUGGUAGUAAAACUUCUAUUUUUCUAUUAUGUACAGUGCAUAAGCUGUUGAAAGAAGCAGAGGAAGAGAGAAAGAAAGUGAGAUUAUAAAGCACUUAUUCCUGCAAUAAUUCGAUUUGUCUGCAUCGUUGCGUUUUGUCAGAAACAAUAAUAGUGUUAGUGUGUUUCAUUUUCCUCCCCCGAAUGCGUAAACGUGUCUAAUUGUUGAGUCUAAGCCCUUCAAGCGUGCCAUAGCGGUUUCUCCUAAUGUCGAGUCCACAGACAUUCCAGAUAAAAUUAUAAUGUGAAUAUUCUAAAAAUGCACAGAAACAUCACACUGAUAUCCCUUUUACAAACACUUCUGCGAGUCAUUAUUAAUUCUGUAGGAAUAUAUAUUUCUCCCUCAAUCUUGCAUAAUGCUCCUAAUACAAUAUGUAUUUUCCUCAGGGAAGAGUUGUACUUCUAACUCUGUUUGACUCAGUUAGCAUUCUUUUUUUUUUUUUUAUGAGAUGAUGAUUGGUCCCUCCAUUGGCCCUCCAUUUGUUUUUCCUGCACCUACAUUCUCAGCAUAUACCGUAGUUAUGUUAGCUGGGACGGCAUGGCUCAUUUAACCAUAUUACAGAAAAGCACACUAAAAUUAGACCUGACAUUUAUUACCAUAGAAAAUGUGUUUCAGUAAUCGUGUAACUUUGACUCGGUGCAUGUGCAAUGGCUUUGAUCGACUGUUGCUGGCCAGAGACAUUGAAAUUACACAGAGUCAUUCAUCAGAUCUGUGACAAUCCAGCAGAAUAUUUCAAAUUGGCAGCACAUGGACUUAAAUACUAAAUGCUCAGGGAGAACUUUUAACUAAAAGUACUGGGGCAGACCAUUUUCGUAACGUAGCAACAUAACAUUUUGUGUCGUUGCUGUUAUUUGUUAGGUUGUUUUGGGAUGAUUUUUUUUUAAGAAGUACUUCUCUGGUUAAUUUGUGAGACUCAUAAUCUCAUGCUCACUUUGUUCACUUGUAACAAAUCCUCCAAUCUCGUCUCCUUUGUCAAAACAGUUCAGUGCACUCGUGUUAUGCUACCAAAAGGGUCCAACGUCGUACAAAGAAAGAGAAAAAAACAAACAAACAAUGAGCUUCAACGUCACCCCUUUUUUUUUAGUGUAACGUUCACACAUAUUGUAUGAAUCAAUGUGCCAAAUACCUCUAGUACAAUUAGCUCCACUAGCAGACUCUGCCCAUGAGCCAGGAGUGCGUCGUGUGUUACUAAUACGGGUUUUGAACAGGGUAGCCACCGCAGUGGAGUUCCCUCUGAACAAGCUUUGAUACGCAGAAGACUGUUGUAAUUCUGUACUUUUCAGUCUACUUGAUCCAUAUCGUGGUGUCCUAGUUAAUGCUAAUUACGAUGAUACCCGUUUGCACCCUUUGAGGAAAAAAAAAAAAAAAACUGUACUGAUUUAUUUUUUUUUUUUUUGUCAGUGUAGUUUGUUUUAGGUAUUAAAAGCAAUACAGGCUGUAAAGUAGAAACUUUGGACAAAUUUAUUUUUUCAAUCAAAAGUACUAAACCAUCUCUGGAUUUGUGCUAUUGACAUGUCGAUGUACAGAUAAAUACUUUGGCUUGUGAAAGAUCCAGUCGCACAUCAGAAGUUUCCAUGUCAUGUGUUCCGUGUGUGAAUUCCGUGUUUGAGGUCUUUCUACCCUCUUUGUUUAUUUUGUAAGAAGCAAUAUGAGUGAGUGUGUGUGUGUGUGUGUGUGUGUGUGUGUGUGUGUGUGUGUGUGUGUGUGUGUGUGUGUGUGUGUGUGGGUGGGUGCGUAAGUCGAACCCCAGACAAGGCUUUAAUAAAGUAGAUAAGGAGCAGCAGGGUCAGCUGGUGAAGUAAAUGGUAUAUGGAAAUCUUAGUUUUCCCAGGUUUUUACACUUUUAGUAGCAAGUUUAAACUCAUCCAUCAGGCUGGACAGGCAUGACACAGUGCACGGCCCUGAUCUUAUUUAAAAAAAUUCCUUUACACCUACAUUAUGCAAUCCUGCCACUGACGGGCCUAUGCAGUUGCAAAAAAAACGCCGAACCAGUUUACACUGUACCAUCGUAAUAACUCCGUCAGUCUUUCUUAGCGAGGGGCUUAGACUGCCAGAAGCCAUUUGAAUAAUAUUCACCAUGUUAAUACAUGGAAUUAAUGUGUGAUGUCAUGCUUGUGAUGCCAUUUUUUAUUUGAAAGUGUUAAGAUGUAUAGAUUACUGAUCAUUUUCAUUCAUUUUUUUCUAUGUGACCUUUAAUCCCGAAAGCACAGCUAAUACAGUGAGAUAUGUUUUAGAAUAUAGAGCAAAAGACAAAAAAAAAACCUUUAGCCAUAAUCGAAUGUCAAGCAAUAAUAUAUAUGGUAUAUUAUUAUUAUUAUUAUUAUUAUUCAUCUUUGUGCAUAGGCUUUGAACACCUGCAUGUAAAUACACCUCUUAUUUAUCACUUUAUUGUUGUUUUUGUUUGUUUAGUUUUUUUUCCCCUCUCUCUGAUUAUUUCUGUUUGUAUAUUUGACUAGUUCUGUUCCCAGGUGGAGAACUAAGAACUUCAUAAGGCCUGUAAACUGUACAGCUCGAAUUUCCCUCUCUUUCUCUCUCCCCCUCAGCUUUCUGCUUUUAAUUCACUAUAUUUAAUGUUAUUAUUGAUCACAUGUAUAAAAGUAACUUUGUAACAUCUGUCUGUAUAGGUUAAAAAAAAAAAAAAAAGAAGAA